Pangasianodon hypophthalmus (striped catfish) is the source of this 2364-nucleotide messenger RNA. It is a transcript of the gene cbsa, whose product is annotated as cystathionine beta-synthase a. Gene Ontology annotation, cellular component: cytoplasm. The transcript has 15 exons. The record is from RefSeq and is a predicted model, not a curated record. Bases 166 to 1860 code for a protein of 564 amino acids. Gene Ontology annotation, molecular function: cysteine synthase activity; cystathionine beta-synthase activity. NCBI's taxonomy places the organism in Eukaryota, Metazoa, Chordata, Actinopteri, Siluriformes, Pangasiidae.
UUGUGGAACUUUGCUUCCGGUUUGAGUGUGACGUAAUCGCCGGGCCCCUUAUCCUUUAAAUGUGAAGACUCGCGCUUACUUUCUCAUUCUGGUCAGAUCUGAGCGACUGGGGACAUUCUUACCACUUUAACUCACAAUCUCUGAACUGCAUCUGUAAAGUGAAUCAUGCCUUCAGUGCCUUCCACUAAAGAGAAUGAUCUCUCCAAACCUGUCUGCCCCUUUGCUGGCAAAAAGAACAACACCACCACCAGCAUUACUGGUGGACUGUUCCAGAGUGAAAGCACUGAGACUGACCUCGAGAAAUGGAUCCGUCCUGACCUUCCCAGCAAGUGCACAUGGAGCCUGGGAGCACCACUUACUGAUUCCCCACACUUACAUGCACUCAGGACAAAUGAUCCAAGCAUCUUGCCCAACAUCCUCAGAAAAAUUGGGGACACGCCAAUGGUACGCAUCAACAAGAUCAACAAGACUUACGGACUCAAGUGUGAGCUGUUGGCAAAGUGUGAGUUCUUCAAUGCCGGUGGCAGUGUUAAAGAUAGGAUCAGUCUGCGCAUGGUUGAGGAUGCAGAGAGAGCAGGCAUCCUUAAACCUGGAGAUACCAUCAUAGAGCCUACUUCUGGAAACACUGGUAUUGGCCUAGCUCUGGCUGCUGCUGUGAAGGGCUACCGCUGCAUCAUCGUCAUGCCUGAAAAAAUGAGUAUGGAAAAGGUGGACGUGUUGAGAGCUCUGGGUGCGGAGAUAGUCCGCACACCCACCAGCGCCCGUUUUGAUUCCCCGGAGUCCCAUGUGGGCGUGGCUUGGCGCCUGAAGAAUGAAAUCCCCAAUUCUCACAUCUUGGACCAGUACCGCAACCCCAGCAACCCCCUGGCUCACUAUGACACCACAGCUGAGGAAAUCCUAGAGCAGUGCGAUGGAAAAGUGGACAUGCUGGUAGCAGGAGCUGGCACUGGGGGCACCAUCACUGGUGUAGCCCGCAAACUGAAGGAGAAAUGCCCCAACAUUAAGAUUGUUGCUGUGGACCCAGAGGGAUCCAUUCUGGCUGAACCAGAGGAGCUAAACCAGACUGAUAAGACUCAGUACGAGGUGGAGGGCAUUGGAUAUGACUUCAUUCCCACUGUGCUUGACAGAUCCGUGGUAGACAGCUGGUACAAGUCCAAUGAUGAGGAGUCAUUCGCUAUGGCUCGUAUGCUUAUAAGAGACGAGGGCCUGCUUUGUGGUGGCAGUUCAGGCACAGCCAUGGCAGCAGCCGUGAAGAUGGCUAAAGAGCUGAAGGAAGGGCAGCGCUGUGUGGUCAUUCUUCCUGAUUCCAUCCGCAACUACAUGUCCAAGUUCCUAAGUGACAACUGGAUGUUCCAAAAGGGUUUCCUCACUGCAGAAGACUUCAUGGUUAGCAAGCCCUGGUGGUGGAAUCUCAGGCUACAGAGUUUGAACCUUUCGGCACCUCUCACUGUUUUGCCCACAGUCAGCUGUCAAAAAACCAUCAAGAUUCUGAAAGAAAAGGCGUUUGACCAAGCGCCAGUUGUAGAUGAGGCUGGGGUCAUUCUUGGUAUGGUCACCCUGGGGAACAUGUUAGCCUCUCUGCUAGCUGGAAAGAUCAAACCAUCUGAUCCCGUCAGCAAAGUGCUCUACAAACAGUUCAAACAGAUUCGUUUAACUGAUAACCUCGGAAAACUUUCUCGGAUCCUGGAGACAGAUCACUUCGCCCUGGUGGUGCAUGAGCAGAUUCAGUAUUUGACAGACGGGUCCACCGUAAUGAAGCACAUGGUGUUUGGAGUAGUGACGGCCAUUGACCUGCUGAACUUCGUUACAGCUCGCGAGAAACGUGAGCGAUCCAUAUCUGAAUGCACAGAUGAGCUGUGAAAAAUGAGUAUCGGCCAUAGCUCAUCUCUAAGAGUUUUGGGGCAUUAGUGGAAAAUAUUUUAUGAACUGAGGCUGUUCAAACAUUCUGCAAUGGCGGUUUUGCUUCUUGUGUAAUUUGACAGUUUUGAUCUACUAAAAGAUUUAAAAGAACUAAAACUGAGGGAGUCAAGGUAAAUUCCAAUUUUGGUUUGAAGUUAAAAUUUAAUUAUUGCUCACAUGUACAAUUAAAACACAUUUGAACAUUUUUAGAUAAACUAAAUUGAGUUCAUUGUUCUAAAUCUUUUUUUUUUUUUUUUAAGAAAGAUUGUCUUUUACUUCUUUGUGUGUUGUAUUGCAUUGUGUGUUGUAUCAUGAACGCUAUUAAAUAUUACUGUUUACAAUAAGUGUACAAUGUUGUGUAAGAGAAUAUAAGAGUUCUUAAGCUAAAAGUUUUUUGCUCUGGAUAGGUGCUUUCAUGCAGAAUCUUAUUGUCCCAUCAAUAAAAUUUCUUAAUUUUCCAGAUAA